Messenger RNA from Pseudomassariella vexata, 786 nucleotides. RefSeq lists its product as uncharacterized. Gene Ontology annotation, molecular function: nicotinamide-nucleotide adenylyltransferase activity; nicotinate-nucleotide adenylyltransferase activity. Gene Ontology annotation, biological process: NAD+ biosynthetic process. The record is from RefSeq and is a predicted model, not a curated record. The transcript has 2 exons. The coding region runs from base 1 to 786 and encodes 261 amino acids. NCBI's taxonomy places the organism in Eukaryota, Fungi, Ascomycota, Sordariomycetes, Amphisphaeriales, Pseudomassariaceae.
AUGUCGCUAGAGAAUUACCACUUCCCGUCCUCGCGGCUGCAAACCACCGAUGUCGAAGCCGGCAAGAUCCCGCUGGUGCUCGUCGCUUGCGGCAGUUUCUCGCCCAUCACUAUCCUGCACCUGCGCAUGUUCUCGCACGCCUACGACUAUGUUAAGGCCAACACGAACUUCACCGUGGUAGGCGCAUACUUGUCGCCUGUGAGCGAUGCAUACAAGAAAGCGGGGUUGGCUUCCUCAACCCACAGGUUACGGAUGGCCGAGUUGGCCGCGGAGGAGAUCAACAACACAACAGACUUCCUGAUGGUGGACGAAUGGGAGGCAGUACAGCCAGCCUAUAUGCCGACCGCAAAGGUGUUAGAUCACUUCGAGCAUGAAAUCAACGACGUCAUUGGCGGUGUAGAAAAUACCAACGGCCAGAAACAACCAGUCAGGAUCGCACUCCUCGCCGGAAGCGACCUCAUCCAGACCAUGAGUGCACCCGGAGUCUGGAGUCAAGACGACCUAGCCCACAUCCUAGGCAAGUACGGCGCGUUUGUGAUUGAAAGAGCCGGUACCGACAUUCAAGAAGCGUUAGGCAGUCUCAAGGAAUGGGAAGACAACAUCUACUAUAUUCCACAGUUGAUCACCAAUGAGGUCUCGUCCACCAAGAUACGACUUGCAAUUAAGCGCUGGAUGAACAUCGACUACCUCGUGCCGGCUACCGUCGUCAACUACAUCAAGGAGCACGGCCUUUACCAGGAUGAAGAUGGUUCGGCCACGGCCAAGCUGAAGGGCAAUGCUCGGUAG